AGUUGGAACAGCUAUCCGGCGCGGAGUCGAGUCGAUAUUCAAUCUAGCCAUGGCGGCCACGGGUGGAGGGAAAAUUAGAAGCAGAAGAUAUCAUAUCGCUUCUAAACCUUACGCCAAAAGCAAACAGCAGCAGCAGCCAGGCCUGAUUAGUCGAGUUACAGACACAGUCAAGAGCAUCGUCCCUUCCUGGCUGCAAAAAUACUUCAGGAACGGGGAGGCUGCAGAGGGGGGAGGGGCCAUAGUGGUGGCGGAGCAGAACAGCCAGGCCCUGCCCCCUAACGGCAGCGAGGAGGUAGCCCCCCUUCCUGAUGGACGGGACUCUCCGGAACCCGGUACCAGCAAUACAGAGCCUUCGACAAGCAGAGCAUCCCUGAACUUCCAGGAUGUUCUGUCGAGGCCCCCCCUCAACCGCUCCCACCUCCACUUCCCCUCCUUGGAAGCCUCCCCGGCCCUGGGAGGCCCCAGCUCUCUCUUCUCCCAGCCCUCCACCUCCUCUGCCCCUUUCUCCGGGGGCCCCUUCGCUGGGGCCUCGUCCAGCUUCUCCCUUGUCAAAGAGAUAAAGGACAACUGCUCUCAGCACGAGGACGACAACAUCUCUACCACCAGCGGCUUCUCUUCACGCGCAUCAGAAAAAGAUGUACCGAACUCUAAGACAGCAUCGCUACCCCAGCUCUGGUCCCCGGAGAUGGACCGGACCCACUCUGGGCCCCAGCAGUCCCAGUCCAGUCUCAAGAAGCCUGCGUUCAACCUGUCUGUCUUUGGGACUUCCUCCACUGUGAGUGUCAGUCAGUCAAGUCAGUCCUCCACUUCUACGAUGAACAGUUCAGUGCUGAAUUCCAGUCAGUUGGGGGAUUCCCCCUUCUACCCAGGGAAGACUACCUACGGGGGAGCGGCUGCUGUUAGAACAGCCCGCUCACGCACAGCCACACCUUACCAGGCUCCAUUGCGGAGACAGAUCAAGGCCAAGCCUGCUGCGGCUCAGCCCUGUGGGGUGACCAGCGCUACCGCCCGACGCAUCCUACAGUCCCUGGAGCGCAUGUCCAGCCCCCUCGCCGAUGCCAAGAGAAUCCCCUCUACAGUUUCCUCUCCCUUGUCAACAUCACUGGAUGGCAGCACUCUAGACCUUUCACAUUUUCAGGCCAAAAAGAAACGGCUGGACUCUCCCCUCCCCCCAGUCCAGAAGCUUGUGAUCCCGGCAGCAGCGUCGGUGUCGGGGAACCGCUCAAUGUCCUUCAGACCCUCUCUGACCCCAGGGGGCUUGGCUCGGACCCCCAGAGACACGCCCACAAGACAAUCCCCUCUGAUUCCUGAAGCAGUGGCAGGUCCUUCUCAAAGCACAAGCAGCAGUCUAUCCACCUACCCUCUGUCCAGCACUCCUGCAGCCAGCAGCACAGGGUCAGGAGGAGGGAAGAUGAAGAGGGAGAGGACCAGCACAAGACCCUCUUCCAAACGUCCUGAAGACCAGAUCGCUGAGCUAUCGGACCUGCCAGCCAUCUCUCUCCCCAUCAGCUCCACCUUCAGUCUGCCCAGCUUCAGCUUCUUCCCGCCCCCCACCGCCACAGUCACGCCCCCAUCCGCCACAGUCGCGCCCAUUGCCGCUCUCUCUACCGCACCUGUCCUGGAGGAGCCCGUCCCUAACAAGGUGCCACCGACUACAGCCCCCUCUACCCCUCCCUCCACACCUUUCACCUUCUCCUCCCCUAUCGUCAUGGCAACUGCUGCUAGCCCACCGUCCUUCUCCCCGUCUUCUGGAUUUACCUUCAGUGCACCUGUAGUGAAAACAGGUCUGACACUAUCCAACGGGAAGAUGGCCACCCCAGUAGUGGCAGCAGUGAAGCACGCUGCCAGUGAGAGCAUGGAGGAGUUUGAAGGGCCGUUAAAACCAGCCAAGGUGUUGAGACAGGGCAGUGUUCUGGACCUCCUCAAUGGACCUGGAUUUGCCGUUCCUGUUACUCGGACCUCCCCUGUCCCCAAAGCCCCCCAGGAGACCCCAGCCCUGUCCUCCACCACCGCCCCCUCCCUUGGGGACUUGUUCAAAGCGCCUACAGGCUCUUGGCACUGUGAUGUCUGUAUGGUGCAGAACAAACCCACUGACACAAAGUGUGUGGCCUGUGUGACCCCACGACCAAACUCUAGCUCCUCUUUUGCAAAAACCGACAGUAAACCCUUCACAACAUUGUCCGGCCUGGAGGGUUCCACCACCACUACUCCCGCUGCAAGUUUUGGGGCCCUGUUCACAAAGCCUGCAGGAAGCUGGGACUGUGACACUUGUCUGGUUCAGAACAAGCCUGAUGCUGUCAAAUGUGUGGCCUGUGAGACAGCCAAGCCUGGGGUUGGAGUUAAGGCCACACUGACUCUGCCUGCCUUCUCGGAGGCUAAGACUCUGCCCGCUGCUGCCCCACUCCUGGGCUUCGGGGACAAGUUUAAGAAGCCAGAGGGAGCGUGGGAGUGUGACGUGUGCAUGGUGCAGAACAAGGUGCAGGACAUCAAGUGUGUUUCCUGUAUGAGCGCUAAGCCAGGAGCGACCGCAGCGCCUACAUCUCUAACCCCCGCCGCUGUCAGCACCACUCCUCUACUAGGCUUUGGGGCCCAGUUCAAGAAGCCAGAGGGAGCGUGGGAGUGUGACGUGUGCUGUGUUCAGAACAAGGGAGCAGACCAGGCAUGUGUGGCCUGUCAGACCCCCAAGCCUGGGGCUAAAGUAGAGCCCAAAGCGUUUGGUUCCUCAUCGUUUGGUAUCCAGUCCUCGUCUGACUCGGGGGGAUUCAAGUUUGGCUUGGGGGCGUCAUCGGACUCUGGUUCUGGAGGCUUCAAAUUCGGCGGCACCCUCUCUAACUCCUCCUCUUCAGGGGGCUUCAAAUUCGGUGCAGCUGCCCCAUCAGACACCAGCAGCUCUGCAGGCUUCAAGUUCGGAGGCCUCUCUGAGGGAUUCAAAUUUGCAGCUUUUGAUGCUUCCACCCCUGCAGCGGACGAGGGGAAGAAGGAUGAAGCCCCGAGUAUAGGUGCCGGGUUCAAAUUUGGCGUUAGCGGUGGGCUGUCGUUCGGCACUGCAGCAGCUGCUAGCACGGAGAGCGAACCUCCUUACGGAGGGUUCUCCUUUGAUCUGGAGGCAACAUCCUAUUCCUCCUCUUCUACUUUCAGCCUCCCUGUUUCUACAGAGAAUGACAGUGGAGCUUCUACAGAAACCAUGACUACCACCACCACAGCAGCAGCUCCUGUGUUUGGGAAGCUGGCUGAAGCUGAGCCUCCUGCCCUGGCCACACCACUAGGGGGCAGCAUAUUCAGGGAAUCGCUAGAGAAAGACAAGGCCCCUUCUUUCACCUUUGGGAAGCCUGAGAAGGAGGUUGCCUCUAUGGGUUCUGGGUUCCUGUUCAGUGCUGCUAAUAAAGAGGUGGAGGCAUCGGCUCCAUCUAUGGGCUUUUCCUUCAGUAAGCCAGACCCACCUAAGGACCAGCCCAAAGCACCUGCCUUCGCCUUUGGGAAGCCGGAAGACCAGAGUGAGACCCCAGCAGCAGACGCCCCUAAGCCCUCAUUCAGCUUUGGGCAAAGCACAGCAGAUGCUGCAGCCCCAAAGCCAGCAUUUGAGUUUAUGGCCAGCACCACCACCACCACCACCUCUUCCUCCACCACCCCUGUCCCCAGUCUGUUUGGGACCCCCAGCAGCUCUACCCCUGCCCCAGCGCCUAUCCCGGCCCCCAGUACCUUCCUCUUCGGGCAGAGUGCCUCCAGUGAGGCCACCCCAGCCAAGUCCUUCUUGUUUGGGCAGAGCCAGGAUAGCCUGCCUGCCCCUGCAGUCUCUCUGAACCCUGGCCCGGCUCAGCCCUUCCUAUUUGGGUCUGGACCUAAUGCUGCUGCUCCCUCCUUCACUUUUGGAGCAGCAGCGCCCUCCACUGCCUCAUCUGCAGCUCCAUCAGCAGCCUCCGCUCCGUUUGUAUUCAGCCCUGCCUCCUCCACUGGGUUUGGGUCUGGACAAGCUCCUACCUUUGGUCAGGGCACCUCCCAGCCCAGUGCCCCAGCGUUUGGUUCCCCGUCCCCCUUCUCUGCCACGGCCUCCCAGCCCCCUGCCUUCGGGGCCAAGCCCAACUCUGUCCCCGUGUUCGGCCAGCAAGCCAACUCCACUCCUGCUUUUGGCUCAUCCACCCCCGCCACACCAGGUGGAGGUUACCAGUUUGGAGGAGCCAGUGCGUUCGGCACCUCCAGUAACAGCACAGGGGUGUUUGCUUUCGGAGGGGCACCAGGAGGGUCCCCCGCCCCUUCUGCCGCACCCUCCAUCGCACCCCAACCCAGUGCACCUGGAAGUGGUUUCAACUUCGCAGCGCCCCCUACCUUUAAUAUUGGAUCGAAGAGCACCAUCUUCACUGCAGCUGCCGCAGGACAGCACUCAAUCCCCGGUCGCAAGAUCAAAACAGCCGUCCGACGGAAGAAGUAAAACAUCCAUCGGACUAGACUUGACACUUUCAAGCAAAGACAGGACUGAUUCCUCUGGACAAACACUGAAGUACUUAGGGGGUUCAUCAGAGCAUCCUUCUUCACAUGUUAUCUGGGGAUGUAUGGGUGAUACUCUGAUGUGGGGGGGGGGGGGAGACCUCAAAGCAACUAGAGAGAGGGACCCUUGUACAGGACAUGUCAGACGUAAAAAAUUACAACUAUAAAACUGAAAAAGAA
This is a messenger RNA of Coregonus clupeaformis (lake whitefish), 4662 nucleotides long. Its product is annotated as nuclear pore complex protein Nup153. Gene Ontology annotation, molecular function: structural constituent of nuclear pore. The record is from RefSeq and is a predicted model, not a curated record. The coding region runs from base 50 to 4426 and encodes 1458 amino acids. The transcript is spliced from 21 exons. Gene Ontology annotation, cellular component: nuclear pore. Gene Ontology annotation, biological process: protein import into nucleus; RNA export from nucleus. Lineage: Eukaryota; Metazoa; Chordata; Actinopteri; Salmoniformes; Salmonidae.